CGGUUUGUUUUCUUUCUGCAAAUGCGUUCUGUAACCGGGCCCUGCUAAUUCAGUUAUUUGUUUAUGAUUACGGAGAGAUUGUCUACAGCGAGCACAAUGGAGCCUGGCUAGUAAUUUCCAGAAGAAGGAGAGCUUUGUACUUGGAUCUACAGAACGCCGAUGCGGGCACAGAAGCGGCCCGUUUGCUUUAUUCAGAGCCCGGGGUUUAACUGGCAGCAGUUACCGGCAUAGUGCUGGUGAACACGGACCACAGUGACAAUUGUUUUACCCACAACAACAACUUCCCCCCGAUUCAGUUCUGGGUGUAUUUAGACUAGAAACGCCGCCAAGAUAGCCGGGCCGGGCAGAAAACGACGCAGUUCGGACUCAGACCCCAGUGAAAGCGGCUCCACAGGAGGCAGCGAGGUGAGCGACAGCAGCUCCAUCAGUGGAAAGUGGCUCAAGAUGGCCAGCAGCAGCAGCAGCGCUACGUCAGGUGAGGUAGGCCGCAGGAGAGCGCAGAGAGGAGCCGAAGAGAACAGCAGCAAGAAGAAACUGAAAGAUCGGGCCAACCAAGAGAGCAAAGAGGCCAAGCGAGCUGCAACAGUCAACCAAGAGGCUAAAAAAGAUUUAUUUCUGGACUGGAAGCAAAAUGCUGAUGAGGUGAUAGUCAGACUGCGAUGUGGAGCAUUGAAAGUAGAAAACGUGGACACCGCCUUCUCAGAUACGGCCUGCCAAGUCCGCUUCCCAGAUGGCCGUGAGUGGAGCUGUCACCUGCAUGCAGAGAUUGAGAGUUCCUGCUGUAAAGUGAAGGAAAAGGGUGGCGUCAUGCACCUUGUCAUGCACAAGAAGAUCCCUUUUAACAACUGGCCCUCUCUUAUGUCCAACAAAGAAAAUGAAGCAGUUAACAUCUUAAAAGAGAAUAGCAGCAAUCACCAGCCUGACAAGUCAGACUUGAACUCGGAAACUCUCAAAACUCCCAGCGGAACGGAGCAGCAGACGCCAUCUACAGAUCAGAAAUGUGGCAAACCUGAACGGGGUGUAAAAAGAAGCAUGAAGAACAAACAGGCAGAGAACUCUCCGAACGCAGGGCUCAAGGUAGCCGAGUCCAAGCCAGGCACUAAGGGGGACCAGACCCCUGAGCCCAUUGCCAAGAGGACUGUCCGACUUUCCAAAAACAAAAAGGAGCCUGUUGUAGCAUCUAGCCCUGCACGAGAGUCUCUGGCUGAACCAGCUCUGAAUGGCAAACCCGUUACUCACAUCAGCCGGGAAUCUGAUACUCUGUCGAACACCGGCGAGAGCAAAUCAGAACACCAGAUUAAAGGACAAGUCAGCCUGGAGGAAAAAUCACCAAGAGUUGAGAAAAAGCAGGCUGAAACGGGUAAAAAGAAGCCCCAGGCGCCUAUCUGUGAGCCAAGGCCUGUGCUCUCCGAGUCUUCUGCUCCAAUAGUUAGUGCCCCAAAUCCCAGAGACCCCUGCAAGCCAGAGGAGAAUUCCGAAGGAAGAACAUCCCCAAAGCAGGCAGAAAAGAAGCAAGAGCCGGCAACAACCGAUGCUGCUGGGCAGAACCAAGGACGAGCCGAGUUCCUGUCCCACCAUUUAGGAUCUGGAGAAUCUGCGGUCACAGCUGGCUCCAAGAGAGAGGAAGUCAAGCAGGCAGAGGAUGAGAAAAGGGACAAGUCGAAAGAGGAGCCAUGUGACCGAAGUCUUGAGGAAAAGGACAUGGGUCCAGAGCCAAUGGUGAAUCUGGCGUAUGUAAAGAAUGACUCCUAUGAGAAAGGGACUGACUUGAUGGUUGUAAAUGUAUACUUGAAGGAGGUAUGUAAGGAGAUCUCCAGGGUUCUUUUCAGGGAACAAGACUUCACCCUUAUCUUCCAGACCAGCGAUGCCAAUUUUUUGCGCCAACAUCCCGAUUGUGGACCAAACACUGUCUUCAUGUGGCAAGUCAAACUCAGGAACCUUAUUCAACCGGAACAGUCUAGUUACUCCUUCACCCCGUCUCGUGUUGACAUCACUCUGAGGAAGAGACGCAGUCAGCGCUGGGGAGGCUUGGAGGCUCAGUCUUCACAAGGUGCAGUGGGUGGCGCGAAAGUUGCUGUGCCCUCUGGCCCUUCUUCCCUUGACAAGAGUCAGCCGGGCAGCAGCCAGCAUGCACUGCCGGCAAAGGAAGAACCUCGAGUCGGGGAGGAGAAACCCAAGCCCGCCUCUCGGGCUUCAGAGGAUGCUGCUUUAGAUGUAGUUGUGCCUCGUUCUGUCUCUGAACAUGUCUCUGUCAAACAAGAGCCAACCAUUACGACGCCAAAGCCCACCUGCAUGGUGCAGCCCAUGACUCACGCCUCUCAUGUGGGCAGCGAGCGAGCUGAGCAAGAGGAGGAGAAGAAGGUGUGUCUCCCUGGCUUCACAGGACUCGUCAACCUGGGCAACACCUGCUUUAUGAACAGCGUGAUUCAGUCACUCUCCAAUACACGCGAGCUUCGAGACUAUUUUCAUGACCGAGCGUUUGAGACAGAGAUUAACUGUAAUAACCCACUGGGGACAGGUGGAAGGCUGGCCAUUGGAUUUGCGGUGCUACUCCGGGCUUUAUGGAAGGGUACUCACCAUGCUUUCCAGCCAUCAAAAUUAAAGGCAAUAGUGGCCAGUAAGGCCAGCCAGUUUACAGGUUAUGCUCAACACGAUGCCCAGGAAUUCAUGGCCUUCCUGUUGGAUGGGCUGCAUGAGGACUUGAAUCGCAUCCAAAAUAAACCCUACACAGAAACCGUGGAUUCCGAUGGCCGCCAGGAUGAGGUUGUAGCAGAAGAAGCAUGGCAGAGGCACAAGAUGAGAAAUGAUUCCUUCAUCGUCGACCUCUUUCAAGGCCAGUACAAGUCGAAGCUUGUGUGUCCAACGUGCUCCAAGGUCUCUAUUACGUUUGACCCCUUCCUGUACCUACCUGUCCCCCUACCUCAGAAACAAAAGGUGCUUACGGUCUAUUACUUUGCUAAGGAGCCACACAUGAAACCAGUCAAGUUUUUGGUGAGUGUGAGUAAAGAGAACUCAAGUACAGCAGAAGUCUUGGAGUCCAUUUCCCGCAGUGUGAGGGUUAAACCAGAGAACUUAAGGUUUGCAGAGGUGGUAAAGAGCCGCUUUCAUAGGAUCUUCCUGCCUUCUCAGUCCCUUGAUACAGUCUCAUCCUCCGACAUGCUUUUCUGCUUUGAGGUGCUGUCUAAAGAGCUCUCUAAGGAGAAAGUAGUGGUGCUUAGAGUACAACAGAGGCUUCAGGUUCCAAGUAUUCCAAUAGCUAAGUGUGCUGGCUGCCAGAAACCACCUCUGCCAGACGACGAGAAACUGAAGCGAUGUACACGUUGCUAUCGUGUAGGCUACUGUAAUCAAGCUUGCCAGAAGAACCACUGGCCCAGCCACAAAGCUCUCUGCCGUCCCAACUCUGAGAAUGUCGGCCUGCCGUUUUUGAUCAGUGUGCCUGAAUCAAGGCUGACCUAUGUACGCCUCACUCAGCUUCUGGAGGGCUAUUCUAGGUAUUCGGUGAAUGUUUUCCGACCCCCGUUCCAGUCUGGUCGGACGUCUCCGGAAGCCAGUGUGUGUCGUGGUGAUCAGCAUCCCUUAACUGGAUCAGCUUUUGAGGGACCUGAGCCAGAGGAGGAAGUACACUGUGUAGGUGAAGAAGAAGGCGCUCAAGAGCAGGUCAAUCCGUUGUCUGUAACGGAGACAGGACAGGCCUCGGGACACUCGGCGGGAGACCUGUGCUCUGUCUCCACUUGCACUUUGGACUCUGGUUUUUCUGAGGGUGUGUCGAGCUCCAUGGACCCGAAUGAAGAAAAAGAAACAUCCUGUGAGAAGGCUGUGAAACCAGAAGCGGCAGUCACUGGGUACCAGCAAUCCUCAGAGUCUGGCAAUAGGAGUGCUUCUCAGUUCUACAUCUCUCUACAGGAUGCCAACAACAAGGAAGUAAAACUUGAAGACAAAGGGGACGGACUGUUGGAGGUGCCUGAGGACAGCACUUUGGAGCUCGUAUGGAAAAAUAACGAGCGGCUGAAGGAGUAUGUCCUGGUGCGCUCCAAAGAGCUGGAGUUUAACGAGGACCCCAGCUCCGCCAGCGAGACCGCCAGGGCAGGACACUUUACCCUGGAGCAAUGCCUCAAUCUCUUCACCAAGCCUGAGGUGCUGGCCCCAGAGGAAGCCUGGUACUGUCCAAAAUGUCAGCAGCACAGAGAGGCCUCCAAGCAGCUUCUCCUUUGGCGUUUGCCAAACGUGCUCAUCAUCCAGCUAAAACGCUUUUCUUUCCGGAGCUUCAUCUGGAGGGACAAGAUCAAUGACAUGGUUGACUUUCCAGUUAGGAACUUGGAUUUGAGUAAGUUCUGUAUUGGUCAGAAGGAGGAUGUCCAACAGCCCCCUAUUUAUGACCUGUAUGCUGUUAUAAAUCACUAUGGAGGAAUGAUUGGAGGUCACUACACAGCCUACGCACGUCUACCCAACGACAAGAACAGCCAACGCAGCGAUGUUGGCUGGCGUUUGUUUGAUGACAGCACCGUGACUACGGUAGAAGAGAGCCAGGUGGUCACACGCUAUGCCUACGUACUGUUCUACCGACGCCGAAACUCUCCCGUAGAGCGACCGCCUCGUUUUCUCGGCCCACUGGGAGCCGAGUCUGCUGCUGCGGCUGGAGCUGCAGCCAGUCAGGCUUGUAGCCAGGCACUCUUCGGGGCAGAGCUGGAUGCCGAAGGAGCCCCUCAGUUGGGUGCGGAAGUGGGUGACCUCUUUGCCCGCUCGGCCGAAUGCUCCGGUCCGUCCUAUACCAGCAUGGAGGAGGUGGAUUAAAGUAAACGGAACGCUGUAGCAGUGGCCACCGAACAGCAGCCCUUGCCUCAGGGAGACUUCUUUCUUAAAAGAGACUUCGGUGCUCGCGCUCGGCAAAGGUGCUUCUGUUGCACAUGUGCAAUGUUUAAUAAACUAGAACCAAGACGACAGACCAGUGAGUCGUGCAUAGGUCUCCCGACACACACGAGGUGAUUGCUUAGGUGUACAUUUUCCAAAACUCAAGCUAGUAGGAGUGCACAUGUUUGAUCACAUGGACAGGGUAAGAUGCACUUCCGGGAGGUAUUUAUGCAUUUUUUUGGUUGUGCUCUCCUAAACUGGUGCGCUGCUUUUAUUACAGAUCUGCACUGUGCAUCCUACAGAUUCGGCACAAAUAUUAACACGUAACACAGUGGAUCAAUGAUCGAUGUACUACUAUUCACACCCAUAUUAACACAGGUGGACAGGCUUGUUGAAGUGGUUUUGUUUGUAUCUUUGAAGUGUAAUGUUUAUUUGUAGGAUUCAUUUGGUGUGGCGAGGUUUUUUCUUCUUCUUUUAUUUCAGGGCGAAAUGGUUGGUCCUGUUUUCUUCCUUUGUUCUAAGUCCUGUGGAAAUGUCUAUGUUAAGUGCAAAGGCUCAACAGACAUGAAAUAUGCAUGUUGAUCAAUUGUAGUAUAUCGUGUGUAAUUACCACACUUUUUUGAGUGGAUUGUCUUGUUUUCCCUUCCCUUGUUUUUGUAGACUGCAUAGAAGCAGGAGCUUGGGUUCAAUGAUAAGAAUGCUGCUGUGAAUAUGGAACUAAGUGGUUAAUAUAAAUAAAUUGUUUGGAGUAAAUGAACUCAAAUGUUAUAAGAA
Messenger RNA from Trichomycterus rosablanca, 5622 nucleotides. RefSeq names its product ubiquitin specific peptidase 19 (gene usp19). Gene Ontology annotation, biological process: protein deubiquitination. The record is from RefSeq and is a predicted model, not a curated record. The coding region runs from base 445 to 4791 and encodes 1448 amino acids. The transcript has 26 exons. NCBI's taxonomy places the organism in Eukaryota, Metazoa, Chordata, Actinopteri, Siluriformes, Trichomycteridae. Gene Ontology annotation, molecular function: cysteine-type deubiquitinase activity.